Molecule: messenger RNA, 510 nt
Organism: Styela clava
Lineage: Eukaryota; Metazoa; Chordata; Ascidiacea; Stolidobranchia; Styelidae
Source: RefSeq, a predicted model, not a curated record
AUGAUUACGAAACGUACGUUACUUCUAGUCUGCCUUUGUCACUUCGUCUUUGACGACGUGUUUGGUGAAAACGAUUCAAUUUCCAGUCGCGGUUCAACCCACUCUCAUCGUUCUCCUGGCCCACCUGGAAAAAGAGGUUUAAAGGGAGAAAUGGGUGGAAUAGGGAUGCCUGGGGUCAAAGGUCAACAAGGCGACCCAGGAAUUGUCGAUUAUCAAAAAGUCAAUGCCACCGUUGAAGAGCUAUUUAAGAAAUUAGUUGAGAAGUCAGUGAUUUCAAGAAUUGAAGAAUUAGAAGAACGAAUGCUGGCAAAACUUGGUGAAUUGGAAGAGAAGAUUGAAUCAGGACCCUGUGACGGUGUAGUGCAUCUCGGGAAAUGUUAUCAAGCUUCUUUACACACCGCAAGAGAUGUCACUUACGACGAAGCUGUUGCAAUGUGUACAAAAAUGUCGGCAAAACCAGCAGACAUAAUCGAUUCUCAACAUUAUGAUUUGAUCUAUUAUUAUAUUUGA